Molecule: messenger RNA, 5358 nt
Organism: Anolis sagrei ordinatus
Lineage: Eukaryota; Metazoa; Chordata; Lepidosauria; Squamata; Anolidae
Gene: PHACTR4
Product: phosphatase and actin regulator 4
Biological process (GO): neural crest cell migration; actin cytoskeleton organization
Molecular function (GO): actin binding
Source: RefSeq, a predicted model, not a curated record
GGUCCAGCCCUAAACAGAGUACUCACUGUGGAAUGACAGGCAUUCCUCCUCCUCGGAGAGAGCUGGCAUGGGAGCUUGCUUCUGAGGAUCACAUCAAGUGCCCAGGCCAGGGGUACAGGAAAUAGAAGUGGUGUGUGGAGAGGAAGGGGAUUUUGACCAACACCCCUGUCCAGUUUCCUGAGCUUGCUCCGUUUUUGUCUGGAGAACAGAGAACUUUUUUUACGCAGAGGAAUUCAUUUGCCGCUUCUCAGACUUAUGUCUGUUUCCGGAAUAGGCGCUCCUUUUUUCUGUUUUCUUUCCCUGAGCCUCCCUUGAAGACUCACAUAAUGGGGCAGACGCGCUACUCAAGACCGGUAGAUCCAGCUCCCUCAGCUGAAGAGGUGGAUCAACCAUCACAGGAUACUGGAAUUGUGACCGAUGUUCUGGAAUCUGGUGACACAACCCCUCCAUCAAAGAGAAGGAGCAAGUUUGCAGGUUUUGGCAAAAUCUUUAAGCCUUGGAAGUGGAGGAAAAAGAAAACCAGUGGCAAGUUCAAGGAGACAUCAGAAGUUUUAGAGCGAAAGAUUUCAAUGCGAAAGCCCAGAGAGGAGCUCAUUAAAAGAGGCGUUCUGUUGGAAGAUCUUGAACAGGAAACAGAUGGUGAAGAACCAGACAAAUUAAACCACACCAGCUUGAAAAAUGGACAUACCAUCCCCAUUGACUGUUCUGGUAUUGUCAACCUUGCCCACCUGGAAGAAGAGACUGGAAAAAGAGCAAGUCUUAAGAAGCCAAUCCCACCUGAGGAAUCGAAGAAAUUGCAAGGAACAUUCAGCAGUGAUCUCAGUUCAGAAGAGAAACAAAACCAUGAGCCUCAUGCCCCAAAACAGCCACUGCUUCCUCCAAAGCGACCGUUGUCAUCUUCUUCUCAGGAGACCACUGAUGUGCAGGCAAGAGAUCUUGCCUCUGCCAGCAGCACUGCAAGGACUAUGUCUUCCUCUACAGCUCCCACAACGACGACAAAAGGAGUGAAUGUUUCCAUUGCUCCUUCCCCGGCCCCCAGGACUGUGCUCCCUGUUCUGGCAAAUGCUCACACUACAGCUGCCGUGAGUUCUGCUGUGCCUGCAAAACAGCCUCCAGUCCCACCUCCUAAGCCGGUUAAUAGGAAUAGCAACCCCUUAAUAGCUGAAUUAUCUCAAGCUAUUUCCAGUGGCACAGCACUGUCAAAGCCCUCUCCGCCUUUGCCCCCCAAGAGAGGCGUCCCAUUGAAUACAUCUUCAGUGGCCGAAUCAGCUGCCACUCCCAAGUCAUCGAAUGAGAAGAUCAUGCCACCUUACCCUUCCUCACUACCACCGUACAUGUUUCCGCCUCACUCACCCUCCUCCCUUUCAUCCCCUUUGCCCCCACAUAUUGCCUCAGAGCCCCCAUAUGUACCACCACCUCCUACCUCCAUCCAUGAGGCAGAGCUUCCUGUUUCCACAGAACUGUGGGUGGAGGCCCAACAGGAUGGGCUGCCAGUGGCAGAUAUGGCCAAGAGAUUGCCUGAGCAAGGAUUCAGGGAGCCUCACAUGAUUCCCCGGCUGCCCCAACUUCCGCUGCACAUUCGCAUCCAGCAGGCGCUGACCAGCCCGCUGCCAGCCACCCCGCCUGCCGAUGGCUCGUACAGGGCUCACUCACUGCUCUUUGAGAAUGACAGCUACAGUGACGACAACAGUAGCCUGGCCAGGACAAGAUCGUUGCCAGUGACCAUAGAAAUGCUGAAAGUUCCAGAUGAUGAGGAAGAGGACCAAGAAGAAGGCGUUCAUCAUUCCAAUUCUUCCAGUACCAGCGUUUACAUUGGAGAUACCCCGACCGUUACAGUAAUUCCCAGGCUCAUACUCCAGACUGUGCAGGAUGAAGAGGAGGGGCCAAGUGAUUCGGACUCCGAGGGACCAAUUCUGUAUAAGGAGGAAGAGGAAGACGAGGAAGAUGAAAGCCAAAACACUGCACUCGCCAAUAAAGUGAAAAGGAAAGAUACUCUGGCCAUGAAAAUGGGUGGUAUGGUCCCCCAGCGUGAAUCUCUAGCAGAGAACACAUUUCCUCGGAAAAGCAAGGAAGAAUGGAAUGAAAUUCGGCAGCAAAUUGGAACAACACUGAUCAGGCGGCUAAGUCAGAGGCCAACACCAGAAGAACUGGAGCAAAGGAAUAUACUCCAACAAAAAAAUGAGGCUGAUCGUCAGGCUGAAAAACGGGAGAUAAAACGGAGGCUGACCAGAAAGCUUAGUCAAAGGCCGACUGUGGCCGAACUUCAAGCCAGGAAGAUUCUGAGAUUUCACGAAUAUGUGGAGGUGACAGACGCCCAAGACUAUGACAGACGAGCCGAUAAGCCGUGGACAAAGCUAACCCCUGCUGACAAGGCGGCAAUUCGGAAGGAACUAAAUGAGUUCAAAAGCUCUGAAAUGGAAGUCCACGAGGACAGCAAACAGUUCACACGAUAUCAUCGGCCGUGAAUGUUUCAGAAAAUGCCAGAAGAGGAGAAACUUUGGAAUGCUCACUGCUUUCUUCUUCCAAGUCAAAAAAAGGACUUGAGGCUUGCUUAAGAUUUGCCUUGAUAACAUAUCCAGGAAAUGACGCUUCCUUCUCCAAGGAAUGGAGAAGGGGAGGGCAGAAUCCUGCCCAAAAGAAGCCUUUUGUUGGGAGGAGUUUGCCUCAAGUGCCAUCACAUCACACAAGAAAAGCAAACACGAAACUCUGUGCCUCAGACGAUACAGCAAUAUUCCUUUUUUUAAAUUUGUAGCCAGGGGUUCUGGCUCACAUUAGUCCUGGACAGUUCCAACAUAUGUGUAGACAGUGCCCCUUUUCUUCUGUUCUGCUGUAAAUAAUAGGGACAGGUCCAUUUAACAUCCCUUUUCCCCACCUCGAGGAAGUGAAAUAAUAUUGGAGCUGGUGGGAAGGAGGCUUGUAUGCAGAUAUAUUUGCUCUGUACAAAACCAACUUAAAUAUGUUAUAUUAGCAGGAAAUUGGACACUUUAAUAGAGAUCUUUGGGGAUUUUCUGUUUGUUUGUCUUUAAUGUACAUAAUACACAGAAUCACUACUGACUGGUUUUACGUCAUCCUGUGGAGGACUUGCAUAUCUACGUCUUGCGGAGAAAUGUUUUUACGUUUUUUUUAAUACGAUGGAUGACAAAAGCCUCCUGCUGAGAGAGGCCUUGUUUCUGUUUCUUUCACUUAACAUUCAGGCCUGUGUAACAGGAAUCACAAAGCCUGUAACAUAUUCCUUCAGGAAGCAGCGGCAAAGAAUCUACUCUCGUUAUUUCUUCCUUCUGAAACUAAACUGGAAUUUGUCUUUUUACAAAUUAGAUAGUAAAACUGAUUGACAGUCCUAAAUUUAUUACGAUUUUAAAGGGCUUCAACCGAUUUGGUAAAAAAAAAAAAAAAACAGGCGAGAGGGCAUCUCCAUUACCUGAUUUUAUGGAUUCAGAGGAAGACAUAAUGGAAGAAUAUGGUGGGUGUAUGGAUACAAUAGAGCCUGCAUUUCUUCUCUCUUCUGUUGGUCUCACUUGUUGAACGUGAAUGCUAGCCUAUGAAUAUAGGUAUUGUCAAAGGCUUUCAUGGUUGGAAUCACUGAGUGGUUGUGAGUUUUCUGGGCUAUAUGGCCAUGUUCCAGAAGCAUUCUCUCCUGACAUUUCACCUGCAUCUAUGGCAGGCAUCCUCAGAGAUUGUGAGAACCUCACAACCUCUGCAGAUGCCUGCCAUAGAUGCAGACGAAGCGUCAGGAGAUAAUGCUUUUGGAACAUGGCCAGACAGCCCGGAAAACUCACAACAACCCAGUGCAUAUAGAAGUGAAGAAAAUGUCCAAAACCAUUCUAUGCUUUCUUAUCUUGAGAAGAGGCCUUUAUGUAUUUGUGCUGCUGCUGCCUCGCUAGUGGCCAAACAGGAUGGCUAGAAUGGAAAAGGUGUCUACAGUAGAGUCUCACUUAUCCGAUAUUCCAUCUUAUCUGACGCUCCCCUUUUCCGCCAACAUCUCCCCUUCAAUUAAAGGAGCGCUCUCCAACUCUCUCACCAUUCCCAAUAAGGGAAAAAGGCAAGACACGGAGGAGGAGGAGAAAGCAAAGGGGGAAAAGAGGCAGGACUGGAAGCGGAAAUGUCCUCCCUCCUUCCCUCUGUGAUUUCCACGCUCCUCUUCCUCAUCUAGGCACUUCUUGCUGGGCCACUCUCACCCCGAGGUGUUGCCUCACCUUAACCCUUUGAGUCCGUGCUGUCUAACGCCGCAUUGGAUGGGUAACAGUAGGAGACUCCAUAUUAUCCAACAUUUCCGUUUAUCUGAUGUUCUGCUGGACCGUUUAUGUCAGAUAAGCGAGACUCUACUGUAUUUCCUUCAUGAAAUGCAUGGAAUAGUGGCUCUCCGUCUUUGGCCCUCCAGAUGUUCUAAACUUCCAAGUUCUUAGAAGCCCAUUCAGCCUGGCCAGUGUUUCUGAUUUGGGAAGUGGAUGUUGGCAAGAUCUGGAGGACCAACCAUUGGCAACCGCGACACUUAAAAUGGAUGUUCAGUAACCAUUGAGUUUGUUUGGACCAGUGGUUCUCAACCUGGGGUCCCCAGAUGUUUUUGGCCUUCAGCUCCCAGAAAUCCUAACCGCUGGUAAACUGGCUGGGAUUUCUGGGAGUUGUAGGCCAAAAACAUCUGGGGACCCCAGGUUGAGAACUACUGGUUUGGAGCUAGGAAUGUUUGGCCUUCCACAAUCCUCUUUCCUUGGCCAAACUGGGAAGAGACGAAGUCACAAAUGUGUGUAUAGCAAGCAUGGGCAAACUUUGGCUCUCCAGGUAUUUUGGGCUUCAACUCUCAUAAUUCCUAACAGUAGGAAUUGUGGGAGUUGAAGUCCAAAACAUCUGAAGGGAGGGCCGAAGUUGGACCAUGCCUAGUGUAUAGCCAUAACUUCCCCCUGGUUUUGGACCAACUGGAUUUAAAUUGAAGUUGGUCAUGACUAGUGCUUUAGUGGAGACUAAUGGAAAACAAUUCAAGCUGCUAAAAGCUUCUACUUGGUAGAGUUCUGCCUCCUAUGAAACCAUUGUCUCUGGUCAUCUUCCAUGCAAGACCAUGGGUCCAAGACAUCCCAACCUUAUGGGCUGCCUUCACACCUUUGCAUUCUCAUUCCAUCCCUCCUUUGACUGACCUCUUGCUCUGUGUUUGCCCCUCUUCCCUCACCCCUUUUGUGUACUCGAGCUGUGAUGUGGGUGGCACGGAUCUCUUCCACAAAGUGCAAGGAGAGAAGCUACUGUUGUAGACCAAGAGGUGGGGACACUGCUGAUUCUAGAUGGUGUACAAAAUCUCUGUAGAUGAAAUCAUUGCGUUGUAUAUCAGCCUUCCUAUCAAGAUUUUAUGGAAUAAAUUUUUUUAGAAAAGUA